AUGCUCGUUUGCCACAACCAUAUUGCCGGAGGAAAGAGACCGUUGGUGUCUCAGUUCAUCCCCAAUUGUGUGCCGCCGCUCACAAAGCCCGCCGAUCAGCCACCAAAUCUAGGGAUCGAUUGCCUCACGCCGCCAUUAUCCAAUGCUCCCCACCGUACCCAAUCAUUCCUCCGACCACCCAUGAUCCUCUCCAGGCUCAAACCCCUUCGCCUCCUCUCUAAUCACUUCCGCUGCCACGCCGCUUCAGCCGCCGCCGUCUCCCGCCGCGACACCGCGCUCUGGACACCCGCCCCGCUGAUUGAAGUCUCCGCCGCCGCCGAGUCGCUCUUCCACAUCGCAAUCGACGUCUCCGACUCCCCCGAACUCGCUGCGUCAUACACCACGGCCGGGCAGUAUCUACAGGUUCGCCUGCAGGAUCCGUGCAUCAGGCCUACGUUUCUCGCCAUCGCAUCGCCGCCGCCGGCCGCCGCUACGAGGGGCGUCUUUGAAUUUCUGGUCAAAUCCAUCCCCGGAUCCACGGCGGAGCUCCUUUGCCGGUUGCAGAAAGGCGAUGUUGUCGGGCUGAGUGCGGUCAUGGGCAAGGGUUUUGAUGUCGAUCGAAUAUCACCGCCGGAGAAUUAUCAGACGGUUCUUAUUUUCGCCACGGGAGCCGGAAUCAGGUGCUUGCUUGCUUUCCUUUAUUGUCUUGCCCUUAUGAGCAUAUUUGUGACCUUUAUUAUGUGUAGCCCAAUUCGAUCUUUAAUCGAGGUAGGCUUCGGUGCUGACAAGCGAGCUGAUGUGAGACUCUACUAUGGCGCCAGAAACCUUGAUAGAAUGGCAUAUCAGGAGAGAUUUAAAGACUGGGAAUCUUCCGGGGUCAAUAUUGUGCCAGUCCUAUCACAACCAGAUGAAAGUUGGAAAGGAGAAAGAGGGUUUGUUCAGGCUGCAUUUGCUCGAGCUAAAAAAAUCUUGAGCUCUCAGUCUACUGGUGCUGUGCUUUGUGGGCACAGACAGAUGGCAGAGGAGGUAACUUCUAUUCUUGUAUCUGACGCUGCUGCUGUUGCUGUUCUGUUCGUCGUUAGAGCCAAAAGAAUGGCUUUUCGCUCGUCCAGAAUAUGGCCUUUUGACAAUAGCCCAACAUGGAAUCGCCAUUAG
This is a messenger RNA of Striga asiatica, 1134 nucleotides long. Lineage: Eukaryota; Viridiplantae; Streptophyta; Magnoliopsida; Lamiales; Orobanchaceae. The record is from the annotation of a GenBank genome assembly.